Sordaria macrospora k-hell is the source of this 1179-nucleotide messenger RNA. RefSeq lists its product as uncharacterized. Gene Ontology annotation, biological process: endoplasmic reticulum tubular network organization. Lineage: Eukaryota; Fungi; Ascomycota; Sordariomycetes; Sordariales; Sordariaceae. Gene Ontology annotation, cellular component: endoplasmic reticulum tubular network. The record is from RefSeq and is a predicted model, not a curated record.
AUGGUCUCCCUAUGGCCAUGGAAGAAGGAGGAUUCCUCUCCGGCUUCGUUCGAAAAGGCCCUAUCGGCGCUCUCAGGAAGAAUCACAGUCACGCAGACAAGACUUGAUAAUGUCCGAUCGACCGCACGACGAGUAAAGGUCCUUGCGACCCUCUACCUCGGUUUCGCCUACCUCGUCUACGCCAUCGUAGCGCUUCUCGUCAUCGGCUACCAAAACAUGGGUCCACUGGAAUGGACAGGAAUGGCCGGCGGGCCCGUUGUUAUCUACCUCGUUCGCACUCUCUCGACUAUGUUCUUCGACUACCGGAUCAGCGGCCUCAAUGCGAAACUCGAGUUCCUUCAAACCGAGCGAGCCAAGACCAUUCAGAAACUCAAGGAAGCGACCCGGUACGACUCCACCCUCGAAUUGCUCGAAAAGUACGGCGGGCCGGAGAACAAGCUCAGGAGGCGUGCCAGUAAGAAGGGGGGUGACGACGACAACGACGAGGAUGGCGCACAAAGGUCCAAGAAGUCACAAGGCAGACAUGUAAACCGCACCCACAUCGCGCCGCCUCCCACUGCCAACAUCCAGCGCCCUCCUCGCCCUGGCGCCGUCGGUCCCAACAUGCCUCAACCCGGUGCUCGUGGCCACCAACUAGCUCCCUCUCCCAUGCCUCCCCAGGGUCCGGAGCCGUCCGCCGAGUUUGCCCCCAACGCUUUCGAUGUCAACCCUCGCGCCUCUCCCUCUCACCCGCACGUCCAGUAUCCACCCGCCGCGGCUGCCAUGGCGGCGCCCACGGAAUCACACUGGUACGACCGCAUUCUCGACACGCUCAUUGGCGAAGACGAGACCGCGGCCAAGAACAGGAUCGUCCUCAUCUGCAAGAAGUGCCGGUUGGUCAACGGACAGGCCCCUCCCGGGACGAAGAGCCUGUCGGAGAUCGGCAUGUGGAAGUGCAUGUCGUGCGGGGCUGCCAACGGCGAGAUGGACGAGGGAAAAAGGAUCGUGAGGGAGGUUAUUGGUGGCGGCAGGAGCGAAGAAUCUCUUGUCCACUCCCACUCUGGUGACGAUGCGACAAGCUUGGGCAGUUUCGGAGAGGAGUUUGCGGAUGAGGAGUUGGUGGAACGUAGCGAGGCUGCGGAGAGUGACAAGGCGCAGGAGCGUCCUGAAAAGAGGCUGAAGAUGGACGGCAGCAGGUGA